CUAUGCCUGUCACUUUUACAGUUUGUUCAGUUGGGUCAGUUUGCUCAAAGGCAUGUGCCGCUAUGCUACUUGUUGGAUAAACUGCAAAAAAUUGUAACUUAGACUGUGGAUCGAUCAUAUUAGGAAUAAUUGUUUUAUAAAAUUAUGAAAAUGAAAUCAUAUCUAUUUAUUGUUACCUUCUGCGUUUUUUUGAACGUCUCAAAUGUCCAUUCCUUGAUUGAAGGACUCUACUGUGGAGUCGAGAACUGUUACGAUGUGCUUGGUGUGACGAGAGAGAGCUCUAGGAGUGCAAUAGGAAAGGCUUAUCGAGUUCUUGCAAAGAAGUACCAUCCUGAUGUGCAAGGGCCUGAGGUGCCUAAAGAAGAAGCUGAGAAGAAUUUUCGUAGAAUAGCCACUGCCUAUGAAAUUCUGAGUGAUAAUGCCUCCAGAGAAGAUUAUGACUACAUGGUUGACAAUCCAGAAGAAAUGUACAUGCAUUACUACAGAUAUUACAGACGGCGUACAGCUCCAAAUGUCGACAUCAGGUUGAUUCUUGCUGUGUGCGUCACCAUCAUUUCUGGGAUCCAGUACUACACUGCAUGGGAACGCUAUGAUACUGCCAUAAAGUAUUUAACCACUGUGCAAAAAUACAGGAUACAUGCACUUGAAAUUGCCAAGAAAGAAGGCUUGUUCAAUGAAAAUACCAGCAAGAAAGUCAAAGACAAGUCCAAAGAAAAGGAGGAAAAGGAGCAAAUUAUUCGAAAAGUCAUCGAAGAGAAAAUGGAUAUUCGCGGAGGCUAUUCUAAACCAGACUGGAAGCAAAUACUGUGGUUCCAGCUCAUCAUUCUGCCCUACACCAUCUACCAGUACGUCCGUUGGUACAUUAUCUGGGUCUACAAGUUUGACAUCCGAAAAGAAGAGUACGGUGAAGAAGAAAAGUUGUAUUUGAUCAAGAAGAACCUGAAGCUUUCCCAACUCGAGUUCGAUGCUCUUGAGGACCAUACCCGAGAAGAAUAUCUCGAACUGGAACUUUGGAUUAAGUCGAAUGCGGUCGAUUGGAAGGCAGAGAAGGAAGAGGAUCUUAAACGAGAACUCUCUCAAUCUGCUCGCCACAAAGCGUACAGACGUUACAUGAAGAAAGGAACGAGUCGACUCACCUUUGACGAUUCAUAAUCAAGAUAUUUGACAAAUUAGGUGGCUUCAUCAUCCAAGUUCAUCCCGUGUUGUGAUUUACCAAUCUCAUUUGACAGUGAGUCUUUUCACGCCCUUGUUUGACGAAAUACAAAAAUAUCAAAUUG
This is a messenger RNA of Daphnia pulicaria, 1277 nucleotides long. Its product is annotated as dnaJ homolog subfamily C member 25 homolog. Bases 145 to 1152 code for a protein of 335 amino acids. The record is from RefSeq and is a predicted model, not a curated record. Gene Ontology annotation, cellular component: endoplasmic reticulum membrane. Gene Ontology annotation, biological process: protein folding. The transcript is spliced from 2 exons. Lineage: Eukaryota; Metazoa; Arthropoda; Branchiopoda; Diplostraca; Daphniidae.